AUGUUAAUCGAAGCUCCAGUAUUGACUCAGCCUGAGUCUGGGACGGCAUAUGUUGUCUACAGUUAUGCGUCUCUCAAUGAAAAGGCUAAUGUGGUUGCGGAUGCACUCAGUAGAAAGUCAUCAUUGUUUGCACUUCGAGCGUUGAAUGCUCAUUUGGCUUUGAAUGCUGAUGGUUUUGUAUUGGUGGAACUAAAGACUAAACCCUUGUUUCUACAACGAAUUCGGGAAUUGCAAAGUGAUGAUGGCACAUUAUUGGUGAUAAUGAAACGAAACUUGGUUCAAGAUAAUUUGACUGCUGAAUAUAGUAUUGGUGAUUGUGAGUACCAUCCUGACAAGGCAAAUGUAGUCACUGACGCUUUGAGUAGAAAGUCGAUGAUGGAAAUGAGAGCUAAGUUUGCACGCUUGAGUUUAGCUAGUGAUGGUAGAUUGUUGGCUGAACUUCAAGUGAAAGCUCAACAUGAAUUUCCUUCAAUGUUGUUACAACCGAUUGCGGUUCCUAAAUGGAAGUGGGAAAGGAUAGCUAUGAACUUUGUUUCGGGUUUGUCGUUAACUCCGACGAAGAAGGAUUUAGUAUGGGUUAUAAUUGAUCAGUUUUCAAAGGGUGUGCAUUUCUUGGCAAUGCGUAUCAAUUAUUCUUUGCAGAAGUUGGCGGAAUUGUACAUUACUGAGAUUGUUCGUCUUCAUGGAGUUCCAGAUUCUAUUAUUUUAGAUAGGGAUUUGCGGUUUACUUCGAGGUUCAGUGGCAAUUGGGAACGAUAUUUUCCCUUAGCAGAGUUCACUUACAACAAUAGUUUUCAAGCGAGUAUUCCUAUGGCACCAUUUGAGGCGUUGUACGGAAAGAAGUGUAGAACUCCUUUGUGUUGGACAGAAUUGGAUGAAAAGCGAGUUGUUGGACCGGAUUUAGUUCAUGAGACUAAUGAAAAUGUUUCACCGUGGAAGAAAGUUUUGAGAUUUGGAAGGAAAGGUAAACUAAGCCCAAGAUAUGUUGGACCUUAUGUAGUUAUUGAGAGGAUCGGUUCAGUAGCUUAUCAUCUCAAGUUGUCACCGGAACUUGAGCGAAUUCAUGAUGUUUUACAUGUGUUGAUGUUGCAGAAGUAUCAUUCAGAUCCGUCGCAUACUAUGCUAAUAGAGGAGAUUGAAGUUCAAACUGAUCUUACUUAUGAGGAAAAACCAUUUGAGAUUUUAGCUCGUGAAGAGAAAGUUUACAUAAUAAAAGGGUUCUGUUGGUUAAGGUUUCUAGCAAAAUCACAAAACAAAAGAGGCUUCUUGGGAAGCCGAAGAUGCAAUGAGUGGAGUUGUAUGACACGAAGAAAUCCGGAGUUUAUUGCUGAUUUUGAUCCAGAAAUUGAAAGAACCAUUAGAAGACUUCGAGAACAAAUGAAUAUGGCUUUACCAAGAAACUAUGAAGUCAUACCCCCGAUACGAAACCAAAACACUAAUGACCCACCGUUGCCACAAGACGCCCAAAUACAAAAUAGGACUAUACGAGAUUUUGUAGUACCUGUCUUGGAUGACUUACAAUCAGGAGUUGUUAGGCCAGCAAUCCAAGUUGGAAAUUUUGAACUCAAGCCAGUAAUGUUUCAAAUGCUGAAUUUGAAUGGGCAAUAUGCUGGAUUGCCACAUGAAGAUGCACGGGAAGAUCUUAAAUCAUUUUUAUUGAUUUGUGUUUCCUUUAGUCAACAAGGUGUUCCUGAUGAUGCUUUGAAGAUGCAAUUAUUCCUUGCAGGAAAGAGCUCGUACUUGGUUCCUUGGGCUACUUGCUAG
This is a messenger RNA of Gossypium raimondii (Peruvian cotton), 1764 nucleotides long. RefSeq lists its product as uncharacterized. NCBI's taxonomy places the organism in Eukaryota, Viridiplantae, Streptophyta, Magnoliopsida, Malvales, Malvaceae. The record is from RefSeq and is a predicted model, not a curated record. Gene Ontology annotation, molecular function: nucleic acid binding. The coding region runs from base 1 to 1764 and encodes 587 amino acids. The transcript has 7 exons.